Molecule: messenger RNA, 2768 nt
Organism: Larimichthys crocea (large yellow croaker)
Lineage: Eukaryota; Metazoa; Chordata; Actinopteri; Sciaenidae
Gene: rpn1
Product: ribophorin I
Exons: 10
Coding region: 160-1962 (600 amino acids)
Cellular component (GO): oligosaccharyltransferase complex; membrane
Source: RefSeq, a predicted model, not a curated record
GAGCGCGGCGUGACGUCAUCACGUCGGUCUGAAUGAAGCGUCAUCCUUUCUGAUGUAGAGCGGCACGGCGGCCUUUUUCUGCUGCUCUACAUUUACCCCCAAAGUCUUUCCGUUCCUGUCCCGGUAUUUCAGCUUUUUUUAAAAAAAAUCUCUUUAACCAUGACUCGCAAGUCUCCACUUCUGGCCGCCUGCCUGCUGCUCCUGGCUGCUCUGAGCUCGGAGGUUUCAGCGGACGGUUUGGUGAACGAGGAGGUGAAGAGGACCGUGGACCUGAGCACCCAUCUGGCCAAGAUCACCGCGGAGAUCGUGCUGUCCAACCAGGGACACUCUGCCGUUCAUAGCUUCUUAUUAGCGGUGGAGGCUGACCUGGCCCCGCACCUGGCGUACAUCGGAGCCUCGGUGAAGGGUGAUGAGGAGGAAGAUGGCACACUUGAACUCCAACAGACAACUAUCGCAGGUCAAAGUGGGCAGUUUUACAAAGUACAGCUGCCUUCCAACCUGGCAGCAGGUGCUCAGCUGAAAGCGAAGGUGGAGAUGACAUUCAGCCACGUCCUGAGACCCUUCCCCACACAAAUCACCCAGGCCGAGCGCCAGUUGGUGGUGUUUCAGGGGAACCAUUACCUGUACUCCCCGUACCCCACCCGCAGCCAGACAACACGUGUCCGCUUGGCCUCCAAGACUGCUGAGAGCUACACCAAGCUGGGCAACCCCAGCAAGAUGGAUGAGAUCAUUGAGUACGGACCCUUCCGUGACGUGGCUCCAUUCAGCGAGGAUACGAUGAAGAUCCACUACGAAAACAACUCCCCUUUCCUUACCAUCAGUAGCAUUACUCGCACCAUUGAGGUCUCUCACUGGGGUAACAUUGCUGUGGAAGAAACCAUCGACUUGAGGCACACAGGUGCCGUCCUGAAGGGGCCUUUUUCACGUUACGAUUAUCAGCGUCAGUCUGACAGUGGCAUCUCAUCCGUCAAGUCUUUCAAGACUAUCCUUCCUGCUUCGGCUCAAGAUGUCUACUACAGAGAUGAGAUUGGCAACAUCUCCACCUCCCAUCUGCAGGUUCUGGAUGACUCAGUGGAGGUGGAGGUCAGGCCUCGCUUCCCCUUGUUUGGAGGCUGGAAGACCCAUUACAUCAUCGGCUACAAUCUGCCCAGCUACGAAUACCUCUACACCCUGGGUGACCAGUAUGCACUAAAGAUGAGGCUAGUUGACCAUGUGUAUGAUGACCAGGUCAUUGACUCCCUCACUGUGAAAAUUAUCCUGCCUGAGGGAGCCAGAAACAUCCACGUGGACACACCUUAUAAAAUUGAUCGCAUGCCAAACCAGCUGCACUAUACAUACCUGGAUACUUUUGGCCGACCAGUGCUGGUCGCCACCAAGAACAACCUGGUGGAGCAUCACAUUCAGGAUGUUGUGGUUCAUUAUAACUUCAAUAAGAUCCUGAUGCUGCAGGAGCCUCUCUUGGUCGUAGGAGCCUUCUACAUCCUCUUCUUCACUGUCAUCAUCUAUGUCCGCCUGGACUUUGCCAUCACAAAGGACCCUGCAGCUGAAGUGCGUAUGAAGGUGGCCUCCAUCACUGAGCAGGUGCUGACCCUGGUCAACAAGCGCCUGGGUCUGUACCGGCACAUGGACGAAGUGGUCAACCGCUACAAGCAGUCCCGCGACACCGGGGCGCUCAACAGCGGUCGGAAAACUCUGGAGGCUGACCACCGCACUCUCACCAACGAGAUCAGCUCACUGCAGGCCCGCCUCAAAGCUGAGGGCUCUGACUUGGCUGAUAAGGUCGGGGAAGUGCAGAAGCUGGAUGGCCAGGUGAAGGAGCUAGUGUGUCGCUCCUGCCAGGAGGCGGAGCGGCUGGUGGCGGGUAAGGUCAAGAAGGAGGCUUACAUCGAGAGCGAGAAGACUCUGACAAGCAAGAGGCAAGAGCUCGUCGGCCGCAUCGACAGUCUGCUGGACGCCCUCUAAACUACUCCUGCCACACAAGCAUACAGAACCAGUCAAACUUCACCUCUGCUACAACAUACAGCCGACGACGUGUAUGUAUGAGAAUUAAAUUAAAUGUGACACAAGUUUUUUUUUUUUACCAUCCUUGAACCCAGACAUGGACUGUUAACAUCUCAUCUUAUAGUAGUGAUGGGUUUAUCUUGUGCCUUGUGAUAAACUCGGUCACUGUGUACUCAGCUCUCCAGCAGCUACAUCAUAACUCUUCUGGCUUUUUUUUUUUUAUGUCUGUUUUUGAGUUUGUUGAGCUACACUUCCACUUUGUCACAUCUUGCUCAGUCUUGACCCCUCUCCUCUUCCUCUUCAGUAUGUAUGGUUAUGGGACUUUUUCUUUUUUAAAACAAAUAGCUGAAUGGCCCAAGUGUUAACGGUCUCAUGUCUUUACUCACAUAUGUAUUUGCUGUAUUCUACGAUUGAUUCACCGAGUUGUGAAGUAUGAAGGUGAAAGUUUUCCAAUCUUCACUCUUUUGCACUUGCAUCCUUUUUCUACUAGCCCCCGGGUAACGUUUCUAUUUGAAUAAAUUUGAAGCUUUGAUUCUGUGUCAGAAUAUCUAAUGCUUGUUUUUGAUGUUCAUCAUUUUUUACAUUUUGUAUGAUUUUUCUUUUUUGGUCUUUUUUUUUCUUUUCUUUUUUUUGACCAUGAGAUUAGUGAAUACAUGAGAUUAGGUUUUAUGUGGUUAAAGACAUGGGAGAUGGGACACAGAUGUUUGUGAAAUGGGCACUGAUACGGAAAGCUGUCAAAUUUGAAAAAUAAAGUUUUGAGAAACUCA